UACAAAGGCGGUACUUAAGUCGUUGGCGCGCUGCUCGCAAAUAAGCUGUGUAUUGUAGACUUGUGUUAUUGAAAGUUCUGUGGCGGUUCUGGUCGAUACUGUGAACAUGAGCUCAAUCAGAAGAAUCAAGCAUGCAGAGAAUCCCUCUGAAAACAUUAAGAAAUUCCUUGUCAUGCCAAGUUCUGGAAGUGGAUCAGAGAGGAGGACGCUUCAGGUCCUUCAACCAUCUGCUGUAAAUAAGAACCUGGGGCGGAUUGUUGAGAAUGGCAAAUCUGUUCCUAAAAGGAAGAUGUGGAACGCUGAGCAGGUGAAAGGCUCGAAAAGGGUCAAAGCAGAAGUUGCAAUAAAAACCACAAGUCAAGAAAAUGAAAACCAGCCUGAGGGGGUUAGUCAAGAGGCGUAUGAGCUCAUGAUCAAAGAAACUCCUGGAUCUUCUUAUUGGAAGGAGGUAGCAGAAGAAAGGCGCAAAGCGUUGUUCAAUGUUCUCCAGGAGAACGAAAAGUUGCACAAAGACAUUGAAGCCAAAGACGAACAGAUUGCUCAGCUGAAGAGUGAGAACGAGGAAUUACAGGAGCUGGCACAGCAUGUGCAACACAUGGCUGACAUGAUUGAAAGAUUAACUGGCAAGAGUCCAGACAAUCUGGAGGAGCUGCGAGGGAUCGCUUUUGAUGCAGAAGAAGAGUGUGAGGAACAUGAUGAUGAUGAUGAUGAUGAUGAUGAUCAAGAGGAAGACACUGAGGAGGAAGAUGAAGACCAUGAUGGAGAUACCAGCAGGGAAGACGUCGAACUGGAGACACAACUAAAUUGCGACGUGCAUCACAAGGACGAUUCCACAACAGAAGAAAGUUGAAAUGCUACCUCUCAGUAACAUUAGAAAAGAACUGUGAUUGGACCACUGGUUUGGUCGUCUUUUUUUUUUUUAGCUAUUAGUUUCUUUUCAGAACCGAUAUGCACCUUGUUUAAACUAUUUUCCUUGCUGUAAAUGGAGCUUUUAUAUUUAAUACCUUUAGUUUUCGUGCAUGUUUGCCACCAGUGUACAUAUGUAAACUUGUGCAUACAGAAAUAAACAUCUUGUUUUUGUA
Messenger RNA from Paramisgurnus dabryanus, 1082 nucleotides. Lineage: Eukaryota; Metazoa; Chordata; Actinopteri; Cypriniformes; Cobitidae. The record is from RefSeq and is a predicted model, not a curated record.